GAAAGCGGCUGUCGGGAACCACCUCGGCCCGGGCCUGGCCCCGCGGAGCAUGCUCACGCCUUGGCCAGCCCCAUGAGUUCCAGCAUGUGGUACAUCAUGCAGGGCAUUCAGAGCAAGUACUCACUCUCAGAGCGCCUGAUCCGUACCAUUGCCGCCAUCCGCUCCUUCCCCCACGACAACGUUGAGGACCUCAUCCGAGGGGGUGCUGACGUGAACUGCAGCCAUGGCACCCUGAGGCCCCUUCACUGUGCCUGUAUGGUGUCGGAUGCCGACUGUGCCGAACUGCUCCUGGAAAAAGGGGCCGAGGUGAACGCGCUGGACGGCUACCACCGCACAGCCCUGCACUAUGCGGCCGAGAAGGACGAGGCCUGCGUGGAGGUGCUCUUGGAGUAUGGUGCAGACCCCAAUGCGCUGGAUGGCAACAGGGACACCCCGCUGCACUGGGCUGCCUUUAAGAACAGCGCCGAGUGCGUACGUGCUCUCCUGGAGAGCGGGGCCACAGUGAAUGCCUUGGACUACAACAAUGAUACGCCACUCAGCUGGGCUGCCAUGAAGGGCAAUCUGGAGAGUGUGAGCAUCCUUCUCGACUAUGGCGCGGAGGUCAGGGUCAUCAACCUCAAAGGCCAGACUCCCAUCUCGCGCCUUGUGGCUCUGCUGGUCAGGGGGCUUGGCACUGAGAAAGAGGAUGCUUGCUUCGAGCUGCUGCACAGGGCAGUGGGGCACUUUGAACUGCGCAAGAACGGCACCAUGCCACGAGAAGUGGCCCGAGACCAGCAGCUGUGUGAGAAGCUGACCGUGCUGUGCUCAGCCCCCGGAACCCUAAAGACACUGUCUCGGUAUGCUGUGCGCCGCAGCCUAGGUCUGCAGUACCUGCCCGAAGCAGUGAAGGGCCUCCCACUGCCGGCAUCCCUGAAGGAGUACCUGCUGCUGCUGCAGUAGCUGGCACCGCCUGUGGGCAGCACAGAGCAGCCCAGCUCCUGUUGUGUGUUUUAUAGGUUUCAAGGCAAGACACCACAGCAGCAACGCCAUGCCACCUCCUUCCACCCAAAGCAAGCAACCAAACAAAGCAAUUCUCACUUCUGUUUUCUGUUCAUUGCUUACGUGGCUUCUUACAGUACACCCCGCCAAAGAAUAGGGCCCUUCCUUCCAUUCUGGAGAGUCAGCAGUGCUUACCCCUGAGUCUCUAGGAGCAGAGAGAGUAUCAAGAGGUGUGAGUUCUUUUGGGGGUAUGAGGUAACAAGCCAGAAUCUUGUAGGGAGCUUUCCAUUGAUAUGGGAAGACGUUUCUGGAAUGCACAGUUAAGCUCCAGGAUGAAGACAUGCAGGGGCACUCAGGAGGGACGGUCUCCUUGCCCUUAUCAGCAGCCCUGGCACACUCUGCCUCAGUGCUGUGGGAAUGCCUAGGGCUUGGGGUAGUUUGGCAGUUCUACUUCAGAAAACGUACCUUGCUGCUUCCCACAAAACAGAGGCUGUGUGGGAGCUUAGAACCUUUAAACCCUGGAAAUUUUGCUUCUAAUGCUCCCAGUGCCUCUGGAACCAUGGCCUUCCCAGCUGUAUGCCAUGUGCUUGUGGUACAGAGGAAAGGUGUGGCCUGGCUCUGUCUCCCAUGGCCAUCUGCAUUCCCUGUGGAAAGCUUGCUCUCUCAGUUGGUGUUUGUUGCCUUGUCUGGGAUUCUGCUUUGUGGUAAUCACAACGGGUGAGGGUGCAGGUAAAGAGUGAGGAAGAGCAUACAGAAGCCUCAUGGUGGCUGCUUACCCCAGUGUGUUUCAGUAACUAUGUGGCCAAUGACACUGUUCUUUUCUAUGUUCCUAGGGUAUCAAAUCCUCACUGAUCUUAGAUGACCUGUGUGCAAAUUUGAAGAAACUUUUUAAGGCAGUUGAGUGGGAUCUGCUGACACCUAACUUGGGAAUAGUGUGGUCUGCAUUUGUCCUUUGCCAUUGAUGUUUUUGUCCCUUUACAACGAGAAGAAAUAAAUAGUUCAAAAGGCACA
Ochotona curzoniae (black-lipped pika) is the source of this 1989-nucleotide messenger RNA. It is a transcript of the gene ASB8, whose product is annotated as ankyrin repeat and SOCS box containing 8. Gene Ontology annotation, molecular function: protein binding. The record is from RefSeq and is a predicted model, not a curated record. Lineage: Eukaryota; Metazoa; Chordata; Mammalia; Lagomorpha; Ochotonidae. The transcript has 4 exons. The coding region runs from base 73 to 939 and encodes 288 amino acids.